AGAGAGAGAGAGAGAGAGAGAGAGAGAGAGAGAGAGAGAGAGAGAGAGAGAGAGAGAGAGAGAGAGAUAAUUAAUCGAGUUCGUUGAUCGACAUUCAAAGUCCUUCAAGCUAUUUCAGUCUGACGUUACAGAGACGUUGCUGCGUUUCUUUGCGGUCAAGCUCGUUAUCGUAUUCGACCUUCCACGCUCUCGAUCCUUUCCGUUAUAGACGAUUCACUCUGACGUUUCUUUUGAGUCACUACAUACCAUCACAACUGAUGGGCUUUUCCAUUCCUUUCAAUUUAGUCUUCUUCGUCUUCUUUCGUUAUCGUCGUGUAGAAAAAGAACUCCGACGUUCGAGUUGACGUCCGAGUUGAAACGCGUUGGUGCUAAAACGUUUUGUGUGUGCUUCGUCGAGUUGAUGAAAGACAUGGUUUGCUAUUGGAUCUUCAUGGAGGAUGUUGCGUCGAGCACGUGGCCCGCAAGUUUUACGCUUGGCAUACAAAGACCAUCGUAAAAGCGUAGCCUGAGCAGCGGCAGCUGCUGCGUAUGACUAUAAAUGGAACGUUAAGAAGGGACAUCGAUGCGUGUUAUGUUCAACGAAGGAAAAAGUAAUCUGCGAGUAAAAUCGUCGACGAUUUAAUUAUCAAGACGACGAAAUUUUAUAAUCCGAUCGAUUGACCUUGUUAAUAUUAUUAAAGAAAAAGAGAGAGGGAGAGAAAGAGACACAAACACACACACCCACACACACACACAGAGGUACAGACAUACGCGCGCGCGCUCGCGUAUACAGAUCAGAAUAAACAAGGUGCGAAGAGGCUAUAAAAUGGGGUUGUUGAAAUGGCAGAGGGACAUUUUGAAAAUCUUUGCUUCGACGCAUGCGUCGAGCCCCAGUCCGACGUCUGAUGGAGCACGAUGAGAUUGAAGAAGGAGAAGAGGAGGUGAAGGUGCUAGAGAAAGCUUCGGAAAUUGAAGAGACGCGGAUUUGUGAUGUUUCUACGAACGAAUCGAUAUAAAUAGGACGAAAUUGGAUAUCAUCGUGACGUUUAAAUCAAACGUGUUAGAUCGAAUUAAUCGUUUCAAAUAUCAUUUAUCCGGGAUAUUAUUUUUCUAUAAUACAAGAGUAACAGUAAGGCAAUUAGGUUGAUAAAAGAUGCCUGGAGAAAAUCGUGAGGAUCAGAUCAAUCAUUCUUCGCUAGGUCUACCAGAUGAUACUCGUCAAGGAUCAUUAAGUUCAUCUCCACGUCGAUCAAGCAACACUAUGAUUCCUUUGCCACGUUCAACGAAAUUCGUGUCAUCGACCAAUACACUGAAUCCAAAGACUGUAAAGACUAAGAGAAAUCGUUUGAGAUUGAUCAUGGAGAACAAGGAAGCUUUUGAUGCUAUAGAGAAGGAAGAUCAAGAGGAUAGAUCUUAUGACGAUCGUUUUAGAAGAACUUCGACGACUUUACGAUACUCCAAAGUCACACGGGAUACUUAUCGGACUAGCGAUUGCAAGGAGGACGUCGAGGUGAUAGCAUCUAAAAAAACUUGGGGUUUGUUCCCGGAGGAAAAUCAAGAAGGAAGUGGAGGUGGUGGAGGUGUUAUAAGAGUAGGAGAAAGAGGAGGAUUGAUAGGGGAUCCUCAUCGCUCGUACGAGAGAUUCGAAUUGGAAGACUGCGUUGGUAGUAGCGGUUUAGGUAGCAGCAGUAGUAGCAGCAGUAGUAGCAACAAUUUGGCUAGCAGCAGAUAUAAUCAGCAAAGUGUUAGGCGCCCCAUUCGUAUUUUUGAACGUGGUAGUACGGCCCUGGUUUACCCCGUGGUCGUCGCGGCGCACGAGCCGGAGACAAGCUGCUCGAGACGUCCAGCCGCUUUAGCGGUGCCGGCAGUGCCGGUGGUGGCGGCACCCACGACGACCACCACCACCACCACCACGGCUGCCACGACGGCUACAACAGCAGCGGCAGCGGCAGCGGCCGUACGAUCAGUAGCCGCUGCCAAGAACUUGCUCAUUGAUGCUACUGAUGCUGAUCUACGUGGAUCUACUUACCUAUCAUCAAGUUUUAUCAAGGAUACUAAGAAAGAGGAUGCCAUGGAACCUGAGAUCAAAGAAGAAGACGAACGGAGAUCGUCCGCCUCCAGUCCUGAGUUUUAUGUGAGACGAAACAAAUGUUACAACGAGGAUGGCAGUAGCGAGGAAGAAAACAAGCCAGGUUGUUCUUUACAAAGUCAUGGAUUAUUGCCCUCUUCCUACAGUGGAACUUGGCCCAUUCGAAGAGAUUUAUGGGCGACCCAACAAAUGGGAUUUUCCAAUCAACAAAGUACAUCGAGCUCUACUCAUAACGACGUGGCAAGCGUUAUGAGUUUCUCUUCAAAUUCUGGUACAAUGCUCGGUACUUCGACGGAAAUGCAAGGUCAUCGUAGAUUGGGGGCUAAGGUAGACGUCGUCUAUAAUUUGUUGAGCAUGCUUGGAAGUUCCGAAGGUCGAGAGGACAUGAGCUCAACUUUAUUAUCCAUGAGUACUUCAAUCGACAGCUGUCUCGUCAUGAGACAAUCAGGUUGUCUACCUUUGCUCGUUCAAUUGAUUCACGCUCCUGGACAAGAUCCAGAAACGAGAGAAAGGGCGUCUCGUGCAUUGCACAAUGUUGUACACGCUAAGAGCGACGAGAGAGCUGGACGUCGGGAGGCCCGAGUUCUCAGGUUUCUCGAACAAUUACGAGAUUAUUGUCAAUCGUUGAGAACGUCAUUGGAAUCGGGACAGGCACCGGAUCUUGAGAAACAUCCAGGAGCAACGAUAGCGGGCCUGAUGAAAUUAUCAUUCGACGAGGCACAUCGUCAUGCGAUGUGCCAACUCGGUGGCCUUCAUGCUGUUGCCGAAUUAAUAGAGAUGGAUCAUUUGGCUCAUGGUAGCGAAUGCGACGAUCAAAAUUGUAUAACUUUGAGAAGAUAUGCGGGCAUGGCAUUGACGAAUUUAACGUUCGGCGACGGUAAUAACAAGGCUCUUUUAUGUUCGUUUCGAGAAUUUAUGAAAGCAUUGGUCUCGCAAUUACGAAGUCCCAGCGAUGAUCUCAGGCAAGUAACGGCAAGUGUAUUGCGAAAUUUAUCAUGGCGAGCCGAUAGUAGUAGCAAGCAAACGUUGAGAGAAGUAGGUGCUGUUACGGGAUUGAUGAAAGCCGCAAUGGAGGGUAGAAAAGAGUCUACCCUAAAGUCGAUAUUAUCGGCACUUUGGAAUUUAUCUGCUCAUUGUAGCACGAACAAAGUGGAUAUAUGCGCCGUUGACGGAGCACUUGCUUUUCUCGUUGAUAUGUUGAGUUACAAUGCCCCGUCGAAAACUUUGGCCAUUGUUGAAAAUGCCGGUGGUAUAUUGAGAAACGUUUCCUGUCACGUCGCAGUUAGAGAAGAUUACAGAGCAAUCGUACGAGAAAGGGGUUGCUUGCAGGUACUUUUGCAACAAUUACGAUCGCCUAGUCUCACGGUUGUUAGUAAUGCAUGCGGAGCCCUUUGGAAUCUCUCAGCUAGAUGUCCACAAGAUCAACGUCUUCUUUGGUCCUUGGGUGCGGUACCCAUGUUACGUAGUCUCGUACAUUCGAAACACAAAAUGAUAUCGAUGGGUUCCAGUGCUGCGUUAAAAAAUUUACUCAAUGCCAGACCUGGAUGUAGCAAUAUCGUUCAAUUGGAUUCAACCGCGCGUGGACUUGGAUUACCAACUUUACCUUUUCUCGCGGCUCGACGACAACGUGCUCUUGAACAAGAGAUCGAUCAGAAUUUAGCCGAAACUUGCGACAAUAUAGAACCCAGUACUUCACCAACGAACAAGGAUGAUAAAUUCACGUUCAAGGUCGAUCACAGUUUCCUCUCUGUUAAUAAUCGCGGAUUACGUUCUUAUCAAUUGUACAAUCAAUCGAGUACGUCUGGGACUAAUAAAUGCAAUGGAGUUUCUAGGAGCGAAAGUAGAGAAUCCAUGAGAUCGGUAACUAGUACACAUUCGGAUACGAUGUUCGAAAGGGUUCAUCGGCAUGUCCUAAAUGGAAUGUCACCGACCGAGACACAAGGUAAACAAUCAUUGUCGUUACACGCAGCGACAGGAUUCGACAAUGGAAUACAAAUGGAUAAUCCAAAAGCGACUUCGUCUGAAAAGAAAUACACGUUACGUUACAAAAAUGCUAUACCAGAAAAUCUCAGACCUAAUGAUAUUGAAUUCAGUAACGUUAGUGAAUUACGUUCGACUACUUCUACUAUAUCAUGGUCAUCAGUGCCUGAUCAAGAAGCUGUUUGCUCGCAAACUUUAUUACAUUCUUCUGUCGAAGACAAUGCUUCGUUACUCAAUCAAAGUAUGUCAUCUACUUCUAAAUUUAACAGCCAAUCCAGCGUCUCGGAUGAAACAGACGUAACUGUUUGUAAGAAUUCUGAAUAUAGAUCCGAUAUUCCAAAAUCUAAAUCUGAUAUCCCCUCGCAACUAUCUUACGUACCUGAUAAUUUUUCGAGUAAUCAAUGCGAGGAUUACGAUCGCAUGUAUACGGACAAUUCGUUGUUACAUCAAUGCGAUCCUCUUAAUUCUAUUCAAAAUGCGAUCUCACCAACGUUGAGUCAUAAUUCUGAAGAAUCUCUGUUUCGAAAUUAUGCUGAAACUGAUCUUGAUCAACCAACGGAUUACAGUAUAAGAUAUGCUGAACAAACUGUAGAGGAUGACGAGAAACAACAUGCCGCUUAUUAUGUGACUACCGAACAAGGUCUUAUUCAAGAGGACACGAUUAAAAUGUAUUGUACGGAAGGCACACCACGUGGGAUUUCAUUGAAUUCGUCUCGGGCCGCUUCGUCUUCCGAUUUACAAGAAGAUAGUAAAAUAAAAAGUUUAUCGAGAAAAUUGCUAGAACCUAAUAAAUUAAAUGACAUCGAGCACAACGAGAAAGCUUCAUCUUUAAUGAAUAUCGAGAAAGCCAAUAAUCGUUUUACUAAUCAAGAUAAAAAGCAAGAUUUCGAUAUCGCGAGCAAAUUUAUAGAGAAAAAAUGGCAGGAAUCAGUACCAGGUAGUUGUCAAUAUAAUAAAGAUAAUUCUACGAAAGUAAAUUCAACUGAAGUUAAAACAGAUAAGCAUGAGAUACCAAUUAAUCAAAGUAUCACAUUUGAUACUGAAUCUAAAUCCUCGAAAGAAUUAUUUUUGAACAAAGGUACGUCUUAUGUGGGAAAUAUAGAUCAAGCCAGUGACGUUGAUGAAGAUGAUGAAGAUCUACUUGCUGCUUGUAUCAACAUUGGAAUGCAAAACAAUAGACAUAGGCAUUCCUUUAUAGGUAAUAGUUUUGAGAAACUUCCAAGAGCAGAGAGUAAUUUAAUGAGAUAUCAAACGAGCAUUGCGUUGGAUCAAGUAGAAUCUAAUGAUUCUAUUGGUUCUGCUACUGAUUCUUUUAAUCCAAUACAACCAGAACCUACUGGAAAAGCACUGCCUAUAAAUACUUUGAGAGAACAUUCAUCAGUUUUGUUGGAUACGACGAAAUCGUUCAAGGACGAUUUAUUGAUAACCAAAGAAGAUCAAACGGAAUUGGCGGAGGAAUUAAACGACAAAGAAAAAUCGAUGGCAUCUCAAAAUAUCCAGAAACAUUCUUCGAACAGUAACAUUAGUGAAAUUAGCGUAACGGAUAACGAUAAUUUCUCUGUCCAUACUAUACCAUCGACAAUAGAUAUAACUCUUAGUAGUAAGGAAACAAGUACGUCUAAUAUCGAAUAUUCUUUGCAAGAUAAAUUGGAGUUUUCGAACGAGCAUUGCAAAACUUUCAAGAUAGAUCUUUGCUCUAGCAAAGAUCUUAAAGUAACAGAAUCUACGAAAUGGAAAGAGAAAUUAUUAAAGGAGACAGAAAUUAUAGAGAAUAUGUGCGAGACGAGAAUGAAAAGUACAGAUUCUGAAAGCAGUAAUUCCAUUGAUUCUGUAGAACAAUCGGAACAUGCAUUGUUAGAAUUAUGCAUACAGACAGGACUUCCUAAUGCGAGUGAAAAUAUUGCGGGAAAACGUAGUACUAUAAUCAAGCAUCAGAAAUUAAACGAUGAAUCUUACACUCAUUUAAAAGCUUCCUUCAAAGAUAAUGAGAUUAAUGAUAAUAUAACGAAGGAUGACGUUGACGAGAAGGAGACAUAUGUCAUUGAUAAAACGACAAAACGUGUGGAAGAAGAUGUUUAUAGACGUCAACGUGAUCCCGAUGCCAUGAUCGCAUCAUUAGAUCGGCUUACAGCUACUUUGGUACAACAAACCGAGGCAAUACGAGAAAGAGAUUCAAAUACGAUGAAACAAAGUAUAUUAAGUGAUACAUGGAACGAAGAUUCCCCGAAUGAAGUUUCUUUUCCAAGUAUCAGCAUCAGUGCUCCUAUAGUACCAUCGUUCAAAAGUGACGUCCCUGAUGGUCAAACUACAAUCAUGUCGGAUAUCGCAGAAGGCGAAGACGAUGAGCACGUAAAUAUGACAGAUUCUAAAAUUAUUCAACAGGAAGCGAUUAAAUUGGCAGAAGCUGUUGAUGCCGAGGUAAAUAAACAAAAUGAAAUGGAAACGACGAGUAUGACAUCUAUCGAUCUCGAUGCUAUUAAACCACCAUCUUCGAUGGGAAGUUUGUUAUCUUUGACCGCCAGUUACGCUGGACCUACGGACAAUACAGAAAGUUAUGUCAAUAGGGACAGAUGUUAUUCCACAUCUCUUCCGCCUGUUCAAACUAAGAAUCAAUCGGGCGUUGAUUCGCGAAAUUGUCGCAAGAAAUCUUUGCCUCUUGGUGUUGUAGCUAAAAGAGCAUUGAAUCAAGGACAAAGUCACACGGGUAGUUUAGAAAAUUUACUCAACGAUUGUGUACACUCACAUUUGGAAAAUGUUAAGCCACCAUCUGUAAUGGAUGAAUUGUUCGAUGUCGGAGAUAUGGAAAACAGUAUGUUAAGCGUAGCGAGUAUUACUUCGGAAGUGGCUGAUAAUAAGGAUCACGAUUCGCAUUCUUUAUCAGGGAGUGAUCCAGUAUUUGAUUUACUUAAACCGGUAGCUAAUGUUUUGUCAAUUACUUGCAUGCGAUAUGCCGAAGGUAUGCAAUCGAGCGGUAACAAUAGUCUCAGUGAAUAUUUGGAAAACAUUAAUCCUCCAUCUCUUUUCAAUGAAGUGAAUGAAAUGGAUCAAUCGACGAUGGAAGGAAAUACGGAUACCCUUUGUAACGAUACCCUAUGCAUAGAUACAGAAUUACGCACGGAGGAGGUGCCACCUACUUUGGUAGAAGCUAUCGACGAAGGGGAAAAUGAUACUGACGAAGGAAUUACUACUAUUUCUUCGGAAUAUUGCGUCAGUAGCUCUGCGGAGUCGACUCCGAAGAAGAGAUCGAAUAAAAAUCAUUUAACACCUAAACAAAAGAGAAACUUAGCUAAGGAAAGAUACAAAACUUAUACGAUUGCCGCUGAAUUCGUUAAGAAGGAGGAAGAGAGACGUAAACAGGAGGGUAAACCGGUUGAGACGCCGAAUAAAAUAACACAAGGCAAGUGUUCUCCUUUUUCCAAAUUAACACCCAAGCAACGUAGACAAGAGGAUAGGGCACGUUUUCAAACUCAAGUACUUGAAAAUCCGUUUCCAAUUAUCAAUGCAAUUGUAAGUAACAAAGAAGAGAUUGAUCAAACCUGUCAACAAAAGGAUCCAGAAGUUGUAGAUCCAGCGACUGCUGGUAAAUCUUCCAUUCCUACGCUUACGAAAUUGCCGAUGCCUAGGGCAUUGAGAAAGAAACGUGCAGAAAAUCAAGAAAAUAAAGAAAGAUAUCGCACAAGAACGUUAAAUGAUUCGGAGUGUAUGCAAAAGGUUGAUGAUUGUGACAUAGACCCAACGGCAAAUACUUUGGAAAAGGAAGGCACAGAUAACGUCCACAAUAUCGCGUUAGAAGAAAUUAAUAAUAUGUUGGAGCAUAAUGCUACUAUAGUAUUAAAUACCUUGAAUGAAUCUAGUAAAGCUCAUGCCGUCUCUCUCGGAGAUGAUGUUUUAUUGGAUCAAGAAACUUUAAGUUUAGUAUCGAACGAAUCCGGAUCAGAACAAAGUCUAAGAUUAUGUUUUGUUAAUGGAGUUUCCAAAAGAUUAAUGGACACGUAUACCAAUCAAGCUGAUAUUUCGCAAAGAUAUGAUCACAAUGUUCAAGAAGAAAAGGAUAAAUCGGACGUAGAACGUGCACCGGAAGAAAAUGAUCCUAUAGAAUCUGGAAGCGAUAAUGGAUCUAAUUGCACGGAGGAACAAUGUCAGGUAAUUAAACGUCCACGUAUAAUUAAGCCAGGAAUGGGUAGUAGUAGAGAUGUUAGUGCAGAUUCAAAUACUACGGACAAGUCGGAACCAGGAAGUCCAAAAGCUAUUCGCGGAAGGAGAAAAGCGUUAUAUUCGAAUCCAAUUACGCGUAAACCAACUCCACAGUCAUCUCCAUUGAAACAUCCAACUCCUGUUAGUGCUAUUCCUAUCGGACGUAGUAACACUUCUCCUAUUGUUAGAACAACCAGGGCCAUUGCUCUUAGACAAAGUAAUAGUCCAGGUGUAACACCUCCUACAACAACAAAAGAACCAACAUUAAAAACAAAUACUAGUCCAAAGAUAUCCUCUGCCAUUGCUAAUUACGAAAAUAAAAUAAAAAAUGCUAACGCCGCGAGUAAAAGGACAUCGCUACCGAACAAGGGAUCUUCGUUAACAUUUACCAGAUCCAACAAACGUCAUAGUACGCCUGCAUGCUCGUCGAGUAGCCAAAAUGAAUCUAAAGUCGAAGUACCAACAAAACAAUUAGAACGUCAGGGAACAUUCACUAAGGAUGAACCAGAAGUAGAAAAUGCACCGACGGUAUUUUCACCGGCUUCGCCUAUAAAGACAAAAAUUGCUAAGCCAAUAAAGGGAACGACGAAAAUUCAUCCAGCCGUUGGAAAAUCUAAAAUUUCUGUGAGAUCUCAUCAAACGUAUCAGACGAAGGGUGUUAAAGCAAAUGGGAUAGAAAAACCGCAAGUAUCGAAGAUCAUGCCGACAUUAGGAAUUCCUAAAAGUGGUACUAAAGUAACUGGAACGAGUAAAGGCUUAACCAAUAAUCAAAGUACAUUGCAAAAUGAUAAUGGAAAAGUUUUUCGUAAAAUAGGACCCUUGGGUCAGAGAUCUAACAGCAAUUCUAGCAUCAUAUCCGACACAUCAAGUGGCGUACAAAAUCGUAGAUUGGCGAAGGAAGCGACGAGUAAAAUCGCUAGUCUAUGGAAGAAGGUAGAAGAAAACAAAAGUAAACAAUUAUCCGAUAAAUCGGAUGGGAAAAAAUGGAUUACACCUGGUAACGGUACGGCAGAGAUAGACGGACAAAUUAUUUCGAGUAAACCACCCGCAUUUAGAUUGUUCCGUAGUUCUACGUUUGAAGGGGUUCCUCAAGAUGACAGUCAUAAGGUGUCCAUGCAAAAGUCAAGAUCUAAACAGCCAUUAAUAACAAACGUUCAAGCCAAUGGAGUGAAGUAUAGAAAUUCGUGCGAUUUGAGUGGUAUGAACGCAAAUGAGGCACCAUGUAAGAUUCCUGUUAAAUCAUCUAAUCCUGUUACAUCAAAGAAGGACAACAUCGUGCAAGGAGAUAAUACCGUUAUUUUACGACGUCAACAGGGAAGCGAUGCUGGAAAUGAAAUUGACAGUAUAAAGCGUAUGUCACGCCUUGGCUCAUUUAUAACAGUAGACCCACCUAAUUCGGACAUUGCACAAAUACCAAUCAUGUCCGGGAAUGGACGUGUACCGGCAUCAGCUAUCGUACCACCCUUUAAUUACAAUCCAAAAGCAGACAUUCCUUCGCACAUAGUUAAGGGUAAAUCGGAUGAUUCCGAAGGAAAAUUUGAAAUAACUGAUAGUCAAACGGAAAUAGUCACGGCCUCUUCGAGAGUAACGACGGUAUAGAAAAACAUCAUUUUGAGUUUUGUAGCAGUAAUUUUUAUUGUUGCAAACCUAGUCAUUAUAAAAGUUGCUCCAUUUAUUUCGCAAUCAUGUUACUUUAAUAUUUUAAGUAUUUCGAUUUAUUCUUUCUAGUUAUUAUCUGGAUAAUUCGUGUGGUCGUAAUCAAUGUAUUUAUAUUUUGAUACGUUUCUCAAUAUAUACAUAUGCAUAUAUAUAUAUAUAUAUAUA
This is a messenger RNA of Vespa velutina, 10066 nucleotides long. RefSeq lists its product as uncharacterized. Gene Ontology annotation, molecular function: gamma-catenin binding; microtubule binding; beta-catenin binding. Gene Ontology annotation, biological process: Wnt signaling pathway; regulation of cell differentiation; positive regulation of protein catabolic process. Gene Ontology annotation, cellular component: cytoplasmic microtubule; catenin complex; beta-catenin destruction complex. NCBI's taxonomy places the organism in Eukaryota, Metazoa, Arthropoda, Insecta, Hymenoptera, Vespidae. The coding region runs from base 1133 to 9841 and encodes 2902 amino acids. The transcript has 8 exons. The record is from RefSeq and is a predicted model, not a curated record.